AGUUUGGUUGGCGGUCUGGUUGGCCGUAAAAAUCAGACCACUUUAAAAUUGUUCGUACGAUAUUUCGGAGGUGGUUUUCUGAUAGUUCAUUAGAAUUAAAGUGCCCCGAAUUUAUUCUGUGAAUAAUAUCCUGUAUAUUUCAUUCAGGGCGAUCCUCUCCUGAAGAAUAAAAAUAAAACCAAACGAAAAUGUCGGCCAAAGCGAUAUACGAAGCCUCCGGCAAAGAUAUAAUCAACAGGAACCUGUCCAGCAACACGGCCGCCGUACAAUGCAGAUUCGCCUCCGUUGGACCGGACACAAAGUACGCCGAACUGGUCGCUAAAAACCCGUGGCUCAAGACUGAAAAGCUCGUCGUCAAACCGGACCAGCUGAUCAAAAGAAGGGGAAAAUUAGGCCUCAUUGCAGUAAACAAAGACUUUGAAACCGUGAAGGAAUGGAUAGAUCAACGCAUGAACAAAGACCAGAAGGUCGGUGAGGCUGUAGGAAAACUCCGUAGUUUUAUAAUCGAGCCUUUCGUCGCUCACAAACCGGAAGAGGAAGUCUACGUUUGCAUAUACUCGUCCAGGAACUGCGACACCAUCCUAUUUUAUCAUCAAGGAGGCGUCGACAUCGGCGACGUUGACAGUAAAGCUGUCAAACUCGAAAUACCAGUAGGAACGAGCACAGACUUCGAAACAAUAAGCAAGGUGCUUUUGAAGGAAGUCAAGGACGCCAAUAAGAAAUCUAUAAUAGGAACGUUUAUAUAUAACUUGUACAAACUAUAUGUAGACCUAUAUUUUACCUAUCUCGAGAUCAACCCAUUGGUAGUUACCGAAAAGGAGAUUUACAUCCUAGAUUUGGCAGCGAAGUUAGAUGCCACCGCCGAUUUUAUCUGCAGACCACAAUGGGGUGAUAUAGAUUAUCCACCUCCGUUUGGAAGGGAUGCUUUCCCAGAGGAGGCGUACAUCGCAGAUUUGGAUUCUAAAUCGGGGGCCAGUCUGAAAUUGACGAUCCUCAACAAAUCCGGAAGGAUAUGGACCAUGGUAGCUGGGGGUGGAGCAUCCGUCAUAUACAGCGACACGAUUUGCGAUCUUGGUGGAGCCAAGGAACUAGCCAAUUACGGAGAAUACUCAGGGGCUCCAACGGAACAACAGACUUACGAGUAUGCCAAGACGAUCCUCAGUCUGAUGACACAGGAGAAACAUCCCCAAGGGAAGGUCCUGAUCACUGGGGGUGGAAUAGCUAAUUUCACAAACGUCGCUGCUACCUUCAAAGGUAUCAUAACCGCUCUGGUGGAGUUCCAGGGAAAAUUGAUAGAGCACAAGGUGUCUAUUUUUGUGAGAAGAGCAGGUCCGAACUAUCAAGAGGGUCUUAGGAGGAUGAGGGAAGUUGGACAGACUUUGGGAAUCCCUUUGUAUGUCUUCGGGCCGGAAACUCACAUGACUGCCAUUUGUGGUUAUGCCCUGGGCACCCGUCCAAUACCCAAAGAGAACAAUGUGGAAUUUGCGACCGCCAACUUUUUACUUCCAAGUGGGGAGAAGCAACCGAAUAAGAAGUGUUUAGAUUCCAACCAAGAGGAGGGUUCUAAUGCCCCGCAAUGUUCGAGGAAGGAUAAGGUCCAAAUAAAGGUACAAAUUCCAACAGAAAUACCACAGGGCGACGUCACCGAUUCCUCCGCCAAAGCUAUGUUCACCAACGCCACCAAAGCCAUAGUGUGGGGCAUGCAGACCAGGGCCAUACAGAGCAUGCUCGACUUCGACUUCGUCUGUAGCAGACCAGAACCCAGCGUCGUCGCAGUUAUAUACCCCUUCACCGGCGAUCACAAGCAGAAGUACUACUGGGGACACAAGGAAAUCCUAAUUCCAGUUUAUAAAAAGAUGCUGGACGCGAUGAACAAACACCCUGAGGCUGACGUGCUCGUCAAUUUCGCUUCGCUGAGAUCGGCCUAUCAGAGCACGGUGGAUACCAUGGAGUUCCCGCAGAUCAGGACCAUAGCUAUCAUCGCUGAGGGUAUCCCGGAAAAUCAGACUAGGAAACUGAUCAAAUUAGCCAACGAAAAGAAUGUGUCUAUUAUAGGUCCAGCCACAGUAGGUGGGGUGAAACCGGGCUGUUUCAAGAUCGGCAACACUGGCGGUAUGAUGGACAACAUCCUCCACUCCAAACUGUACAGGCCGGGUAGCGUGGCCUACGUUUCCAGAUCCGGCGGUAUGAGCAAUGAAUUGAACAACAUAAUCUCGAAGGCCACCGACGGCGUCUACGAGGGGGUAGCCAUCGGCGGAGACAGGUACCCCGGCACCACGUUCAUGGACCACAUAAUGAGGUACCAAGCCGAUCCCAACGUUAAGAUGAUCGUCUUACUCGGCGAAGUGGGCGGUGUGGAGGAGUACGAGGUGUGCCACGCCCUCGACACCAAGAAGAUCACCAAACCGCUGGUGGCCUGGUGCAUAGGGACCUGCGCGGGCAUGUUCACAGCCGAGGUGCAGUUCGGACACGCGGGAUCAUGCGCCAACUCCAACAGAGAGACGGCCACGGCCAAGAAUGACGCCCUUAAGGCUUCCGGAGCCCACGUUCCAGAAUCCUUCGAUUACCUGGGGGAUUUGAUACACGACGUGUACGCCACGUUGGUGUCGAAGGGAGUCAUAGUACCAGCUGCAGAAGUACCACCGCCCACCGUACCAAUGGAUUACAGCUGGGCCAGGGAGUUGGGGCUGAUCAGGAAACCCGCGAGUUUCAUGACGUCGAUCUGCGACGAGAGAGGACAGGAGCUCAUUUAUGCUGGUAUGCCAAUCUCAGACGUCCUGCAGAAGAACGUGGGUAUCGGCGGGGUCAUCUCCCUGCUCUGGUUCCAACGCUGUCUGCCGUCCUACGUCUGCAAGUUCUUCGAGAUGUGCCUGAUGGUGACGGCCGACCACGGUCCGGCGGUGUCGGGCGCCCACAACACCAUCGUUUGCGCGAGGGCGGGCAAGGAUUUGGUGUCUAGCGUCGUUUCGGGACUGUUGACCAUCGGCGAUAGGUUCGGUGGGGCGCUGGACGGGGCCGCGAAGCAGUUCAGUGAAGCGUACGAUUCAGGCCUUCACCCGGCAGAAUUCGUCAACUCGAUGCGUAACAAAGGACAGCUGAUCAUGGGCAUCGGACACAGGGUGAAAUCGAUAAACAACCCAGACCAGAGGGUGAAAAUCGUCAAGGAGUUCGUCAUGGCCAACUUCCCGGCAACCCCCCUGCUCCGAUACGCCCUGGAAGUGGAGAAACUGACUACCAGCAAGAAACCUAACCUCAUUUUGAACGUAGACGGCGUUAUCGCUUGCUCGUUCGUAGACAUGCUCAGGAACUGCGGUAGCUUCACCAGUGAGGAAGCCCAGGAGUAUAUCAACAUUGGUGCCAUCAAUUCACUGUUCGUUCUAGGCCGGUCGAUAGGUUUCAUCGGCCACUUUAUGGACCAGAAGAGGCUCAAACAGGGCCUUUACAGACAUCCUUGGGAUGACAUUUCCUACGUUCUACCUGAACAAUACAACAAUUAGAAUACCCCUAAGGAUCCCGAUGAAGCUGCACAUAUUUACGAAAUUACGAAUUUGAUAGAUCAGGGAUGUCUUGUGUAAAGAGUACCGUAGUGCAUUUCGCGAGGAAAAGACUUUAGUUAGCGAUUUUUCAUCGACCGUGCAAUUUCCUUUAGUUCUUCGUAUUUCCACUCGUAGGUGUUAAGUAACAUGGAAUGAUUUUUAGGUCGGGUGCGUUUCUUUUAUAGUUUGAAAAAAAUUUUAUGGACGAAAUGUUUUUAAAGUGGAAAAUAAGUGAAUUUUAACGUGAGGAAGAAAAUGAAACGGAAAGAUUCGUAGAGGAGAAUUUCUUUCCUUUUUUAUAUUUUUUUAUUGGAUGUUCCAGUUUUUCAUGUUGAGAAAAUUAUAUUUAAUAUUUAUUUGUAUCAUCUAUGCAUAGGUUAAAUGAUAAUAUAUUUGUUAAAAAUUUAAA
Messenger RNA from Coccinella septempunctata (seven-spotted ladybird), 3945 nucleotides. Its product is annotated as ATP-citrate synthase. The transcript is spliced from 16 exons. Gene Ontology annotation, molecular function: ATP citrate synthase activity. NCBI's taxonomy places the organism in Eukaryota, Metazoa, Arthropoda, Insecta, Coleoptera, Coccinellidae. Bases 189 to 3497 code for a protein of 1102 amino acids. Gene Ontology annotation, biological process: fatty acid biosynthetic process; acetyl-CoA biosynthetic process; citrate metabolic process. The record is from RefSeq and is a predicted model, not a curated record. Gene Ontology annotation, cellular component: cytosol.